ACUGUAGCUCAAUGUGGUUAUUGUGGGAUUAUUACUUGCUCACUAGUCACUACGACUGCGCCAGCGUUUCUUUGUACUAAAUUAAUUCCACUUUUUAUAUUGUUUAUAAUGUCAUUAAUAUCAUUAUAUAUGGACGAACAAAAUAAGCGCGACACGGGAGUAUCACGUGCAAGUCAAAGUCUGGGCCGCCCAUGCCUUCGCGCAUGAAACCUGCGGUAAACAGCUUCUUCCUCACCAAAUUAUGAAUUUCAGACGAAUUUACACUUCUUUAAGACGCUAUCUAUUGCGAUACACUUGGCGCCAAAUAACUAAACUUAUUUGCUUCAUAUUUUUUCUGACCAUUAUUUUGUUACAUUUUGUGUUAUUACCCGCCGUGACAGGGGCAUACAACGACGAUUGUUACCUAACCGACAACAAAUUAAACAAUCUUCGUCAUAUGAUACUUACAUCUGCAAAACUGAUGGAAAAAUAUAAAAUGACCUAUUGGCUAGAUUUUGGAACAUUGCUUGGGGCAGUGAAAUUUGGAGAUGUUAUUCCUUGGGAUGGAGAUGCUGACAUAUCUAAUAUCUACAUUGAAAAAUUCAAUCCGUCUGACAUGAACAAAGAAUUUGCAACCUACGGUAUCCAUAGAAACAGUUUGGUUGCGCUAGUUAACCACACACAACUGGACUAUUAUAGGUGGACUGUGCAUGAUGGUAUAUUUAAUGGUAUUAAACAAAAGGUACUCAAGAAGUAUUACCCAAAAUGGAUUACAGAUAAUGAUAAUAUUUUUGUAAAGUUGGAGCACAGUCGUGAAACUGUACCUUUGGCAUGGGUGGUGCCAACAAAGACAAUAGACUUUCUUGGUAUUCCUGUUGCAGUUCCAGGGCAAUAUGAGAGAAUGCUUGAUGCUCGGUACCCUAUGACCUACCGGUACAACAUACAUACACCGUACAAGUGGAAAUGCUGGUUACCCUGUUGGUUAACUGGUGAAAAACCUUGUAAGCGUUAUUUCGCCAAAAAAUCAAAACAAAACGCAAAACACACUUUUCACUAAUUUUUCUAUUUGUAUACAUUUGUAAAUUAAUUUUCUAUUCAUGAAU
This is a messenger RNA of Dendronephthya gigantea, 1082 nucleotides long. RefSeq lists its product as uncharacterized. Gene Ontology annotation, cellular component: Golgi apparatus. Gene Ontology annotation, biological process: protein O-linked glycosylation via mannose. The transcript has 2 exons. Bases 242 to 1036 code for a protein of 264 amino acids. NCBI's taxonomy places the organism in Eukaryota, Metazoa, Cnidaria, Anthozoa, Malacalcyonacea, Nephtheidae. The record is from RefSeq and is a predicted model, not a curated record.